This is a messenger RNA of Drosophila willistoni, 1315 nucleotides long. RefSeq lists its product as uncharacterized. NCBI's taxonomy places the organism in Eukaryota, Metazoa, Arthropoda, Insecta, Diptera, Drosophilidae. The record is from RefSeq and is a predicted model, not a curated record. Bases 118 to 1215 code for a protein of 365 amino acids. The transcript has 4 exons.
AUCGAUAGUUUUCGGCCACGAAUUGUCUUUCUCAUAAUCUAAAAGGAAAACCACGAGAGGACUUGUGAAGGCACCCAUCUGAGCAUAUAUAUUAAGGAAAGUGUAAGUCAGGGGAGGAUGGACCACCACACAUAUGCAAAGAGUGGCUCCAAGAAAUGGUCUGCGGCAGAGAAGCGUGAGUUGGUCGUGCAACGGAUUGCAUCCGAUGAAAUCUUCUCGAAAUAUUCACCCAAGCACGGUGAACCAUGGAAGCGAUUCAAGGAAAUUGCAAAAAUAGGAGAUUUCAGUGAGCAUGCCCUUAGAAAACAGUGGCUGGCCAUGGUUCAACGCUAUCGCAUACAGAAGGCAAGUGUCCCAAGUGGACCACUCAACAGGGAGAUCAUCGAAGAGCAAAACAAAGAAUGGGAAUUCUUUGGCCUUAUCCAUAGCUAUAUGAACCAAAAAACAGCCGAUUUGCAUUCGUAUGCCCUGAAGGAGCCGAAUGUGCAUGAGCCGUCGAGUAAUCAACAUAAAUUGGCCAUUGCGAGUGUCUAUUCGUGCGAUGAAAGUCAACUGUCGCCAUUAAUGCUGGGUGUGCUCAAUGAUCACAGCUUUGGAGAGCCGCCAACAGCCGCCACACCGCCAUUGAAAGCAUCCGAAUUGGAAUUGGAGGCGACAGCCGUCGAAGAAGUUAACAAACACGAGGCUGUCGAAUAUAAUGAGAUAGAGGCUUCAUCGUGUAUGGGUAAUGAGGAAUUGGAUCGCUUGCUGGCUGAAGCCACUAUGCCAGAGAAUGAUACUGAGACAAUGGCCUGUGAUCCCAUUAUACCCAAACUGGAGGAGGAUGAUGUAGAAUGCGGCCCUGUUAUGAUUGGUGGCGAGAUUUCUCUAUCGAAUAGUUGCUACAAUAAUUUCUAUCCUUCUCCCAAUGGUGAAAUUACACCCGGAUCUGGCACUGGUGCCAAUGGACGUCAUCGCCAUCGCUCUCCGUCGAUGCGACGACCAAUGCGUAGAAUGUUAAGUGAAAAGGAGAAGUAUUACAAACACCGUCGUCGUUAUGAGCAACGUAUGGAAAAGCGUCUGAUGGGACUAUGUACAGUCGUUGGCGAACUCCUACAACAAGUGGCACCUAACUUAGAUGUCCAGGCACUGUUGGCCCUUGGUAAAGAUUCUACACUAAAUUCCGCCAGCAGCAGCGAUGAGAAUGAUGAGGAUACAAAACCCCUAAUGAUCUGAUCCCAAAUAGCUUAGCCUAGAUAUUCAUUUCAUUGUACACAUUUGAUCUGUAAUUAUGUUAGAUGAAUUGAAUAUUUUUUCUAUCAACCUCAUUAACGUA